AGACAUCAAGGUUCACUUUCCUUUGUUCAGUACUAUCACCACGAAGCGUCACAUUGGGCUUCUCUGUUGGCUAUCAGAUUGUGCACAUAUACCCCUGUUCCCCAUUUUUAGGUGGGCACUCUUUCGGCAUCUCACUCGGCUUUACAUUCGGUAUCCCCUGGCUCGCCUGAUGGUAGUCAGUUUAGUUUUCUCUUCUUAGACAUGUACAUACUUUUGGAGUGGCGACUUUGCAUUAUGGAGAAUCUCCGGUUCGGGCAAGGAUGAAGGAGGUUAGAUGGCAGGGAUUAGAUGCAAGCAAGUAGGUAGCGUUCGCGGCAACGCCGUUGCAUGGCCGUUGUGUAUACCAAAGAUCGGCAUGAGAUAUUUUUGUCGGAUAGUCACAACCCCGUGUUUAGUGCCCUUGGCAGUUGAUCACUUACGUCUUUCCCUAUCCAGUAAUAACCUGACUCUAGCAGAUAUUACCCAUUCGAAUGACAUGUCACAUACAUCAGUCUUAUUUUCUUUUCCUGCAUCUUGUAUUUCUGGAUUAGCUGUGCAUCAUGCAAGGGGCGGUGAGAUGAGGCCUUGCGGCGAGCAUCUUGGUCCUUCGGAUGAUCUGCUCGGGAUGUGGAGGUAUUUAGCCAGUCAGGUUUAUGCACCGGGAUAUCGUAAAGGACUGUGUACUGUUUUCUUCUUCUGUUUUUCGGAGCCGAACGAGGAUGCUUGGAGUGAGAAAGGGGUUUCAUGCGGACUUGGGCGUCUUGAACAAGAGCGGUGUGGAUGCUUGACUACUACUGCUAGUCAAAUGGUCUGGGUGUACGACUUGGGUUGAGAGUCGUGAGGAGAAGAGCUGAACGUGAACUACUCCUCUCCACUGUGUUGCGUCAGCAGCCAAACACUGGUCUUGGUAUUUUGAAGAAGACUAAAAGCCAUCGCAUGCUCUAUAGGAAGGUAUACAUCGCUGAGCAACACAUAAG
Molecule: messenger RNA, 956 nt
Organism: Alternaria alternata
Lineage: Eukaryota; Fungi; Ascomycota; Dothideomycetes; Pleosporales; Pleosporaceae
Exons: 2
Coding region: 275-811 (178 amino acids)
Source: RefSeq, a predicted model, not a curated record